CUAACAAGGCUGAUCUGAUAAGGUAGUGGAAGGGUGCUAAGACCUUUGCUCCCUCUCUGCAACUGAAAGCAUUCUUAGCUUGCCAGUGGCCCCACUGCCUGCCUGCCUGCCUGUGCAGCUCUCUAGACCACAGAUUCCUCCUUCACUCUAGCAAAAGGAAGAUGCUGUCUAAUUUGAGGAUCCUGCUCAACAAUGCAGCUCUUAGAAAGGGUCACACUUCCGUGGUUCGAAAUUUUUGGUGUGGGAAGCCAGUCCAGAGUCAAGUACAGCUGAAAGGCCGUGACCUCCUCACCUUGAAGAACUUCACAGGAGAGGAGAUUCAGUACAUGCUAUGGCUCUCUGCAGAUCUGAAAUUCAGGAUCAAGCAGAAAGGAGAAUACUUACCUUUAUUGCAAGGGAAAUCCUUAGGAAUGAUUUUUGAGAAAAGAAGUACUCGAACAAGACUGUCCACGGAAACAGGCUUUGCUCUGCUGGGAGGACACCCUUCCUUUCUUACCACACAAGACAUUCACUUGGGUGUGAAUGAAAGUCUCACGGACACAGCUCGUGUCUUAUCUAGCAUGACAGAUGCAGUGCUAGCUCGAGUGUAUAAACAAUCAGAUCUGGACACCCUGGCUAAAGAAGCAUCCAUCCCAAUUGUCAAUGGAUUGUCAGACUUGUAUCAUCCUAUCCAGAUCCUGGCUGAUUACCUUACACUCCAGGAACAUUAUGGCUCUCUCAAAGGUCUUACCCUCAGCUGGAUAGGGGAUGGGAACAAUAUCUUGCACUCUAUCAUGAUGAGUGCUGCAAAAUUCGGGAUGCACCUUCAAGCAGCUACUCCAAAGGGUUAUGAGCCAGAUCCUAAUAUAGUCAAGCUAGCAGAGCAGUAUGCCAAGGAGAAUGGUACCAAGUUGUCAAUGACAAAUGAUCCACUGGAAGCAGCACGUGGAGGCAAUGUAUUAAUUACAGAUACUUGGAUAAGCAUGGGACAAGAGGAUGAGAAGAAAAAGCGUCUUCAAGCUUUCCAAGGUUACCAGGUUACGAUGAAGACUGCCAAAGUGGCUGCGUCUGACUGGACAUUUUUACACUGCUUGCCUAGAAAGCCAGAAGAAGUGGAUGAUGAAGUGUUUUAUUCUCCACGGUCAUUAGUGUUCCCAGAGGCAGAGAAUAGAAAGUGGACAAUCAUGGCUGUCAUGGUAUCCCUGCUGACAGACUACUCACCUGUGCUCCAGAAGCCAAAGUUUUGAUGCCUGUCAAAAGGACAAAAACAGAAAACAAAACAAAACAACAACAACAACAAAAACCCCUCUGUUCUUUAGCAACAGAAUAAGUCAGUUUAUGUGUGAAAGAGAAGAAUUUAAAAUUGUAAACACAUCCCUAGUGCAUGGUAUGAUUAUGUAAUUGCUUUGCUAUUAUGAGAAUUUCUUAAAGCUUUUAGUUUAAGUGCCUGGCAUUUCAUUAUCCUGCUUGACUUGGUUUAAACACUCUCUUCAAUUCACAACUUCUGAAUGACAUUUGGGUAUCAUAUUAAUUAUCAUACACAUUUCCUUCCACUAAACAUUAAACACUUUGCUUACAAUGUCUAAGUCAUUAAAUGUAAUCUAUGCUUAUUACCUUAAUAAGGGAUCAUUCAUGCUCAUUUAUAAAUAAACAUUUGCCAGGCAGUCAACUGCUGGUAAGUUCAUGGGCCUUAAGACCAAUGGAGAAAUCAAAUGAAAAAAAAAAUUGCCCAUACUGAAGUAUUUUUCUUAUCAUUUAUGGAAAGAUUGGAGUCUGUCAAGUGAAUAUAUCUAUGUAUCCACUAGUCCAUGUUGUAACUGGAAAGGUUGGUAAGCAUAUGAUAUGGUAGAGCUGUGGGGUACCCAUCCAAGAAUGUGGGUCCAUUACAGACUCACAUAGUUCAUAAUUACAAUUUUUCCAUUAGGAACAAUUUAAUUUCUCACAUCUGUGCUUAUCACAAAUAUACUCAUGAUGGACUAUUUCCAUAAAUCUACUAUUUGCCAACA
Messenger RNA from Mus caroli (Ryukyu mouse), 1985 nucleotides. RefSeq names its product ornithine transcarbamylase (gene Otc). Gene Ontology annotation, cellular component: mitochondrion. Gene Ontology annotation, biological process: L-citrulline biosynthetic process. Gene Ontology annotation, molecular function: ornithine carbamoyltransferase activity; amino acid binding. Lineage: Eukaryota; Metazoa; Chordata; Mammalia; Rodentia; Muridae. The record is from RefSeq and is a predicted model, not a curated record.